AUGAAGCCCGUGUGUGUACUGACGAUAUGCUUGGGCCUUUUGGAAGGUGCCGAUGCUAUUGCCAUACCAGAGUUUGUAUCUCCCAAGGUUGGCUAUAUCACUCAUUUGGCCCAUGAUGAGAAAAAGGACACUUCUGCAAGCCCGGCGGCCAAGCCAGGCUCCGACACCAACUCUCCACCGAGGGUUUAUGGAGCCUAUUCACCAAAGUCCAAACUUGUUGAUCUUCCCCCGGUUCGUAGGAGUGAAAAGACUACAGAGUCGUAUGGCUCUGAUGAUGGUGUUGAGGAUGACGACCAAGACAACUCGGGAGACGACACCUCAGAUACCCCCGAGGACUCACCCGAUUCGGACGAUGCCGAAGUGGUCUACCCAGAGCCGAUGAUGGCUCCCACAUACAUCCGAACUGGCGCUCUUCCAGUUGAUAAGCCGGCAGCAGCUCCCAAGACAAAGUCAUACAAGAAAGUGGACACCAAGUCCAAGUCAAAGUCGGGAUCCAAGUCGAGCGACAAUACCGUCCACACAGCCAAGCACGGAAGCGAUGAUGACUCCGAGUCUGGCUCCAGCGGAAGGAAGAAGCAGAAGGGGAAGGAUAAGAACAAGAACGACGACAACUCUGGAAAGCACUCUGGCGAUGAUUCUUCCAAGUCAAGGACCAAGACUGAGGAUUCCACACCAACGUCAAAGUCGACCAGCUCAACGACCGUCUCAACCAGUGUUACCACAAAACCAACAUCUGGUAGGCAUUCUGGAGAUGACGACGACAAGAAGUCCAGGACCAAGACUGAAGACUCUCCUCGAUCUGGUUCUCCUAAACCCACAUCGUCGCCAGAUGAUUCAAAGGGUAAAGGCAAGGACAAGGGAAAGGGUCAAGGCUCCUCUGGCAAGCACACUGGUGAUGAUGACACCACCAAGCCCUCUUCCAAGAAGGAAUCCAAGGAGGACUCUAUCAAACCCGCCUCCAAGCAGUCUAAUGACUUUCCUCGUCACCCACGAGCUGUCUCAACCCACCAAUCCGGCUCAACCUUUGAUCCCAACAGCGCCAAAGGAGGCGGCAAGAAUGGCCCUGGGUACUACAAACCCUUUGACCCUCCCAAGCUGAACAACGGUUACAUCCAAGCUGUCCCGCCCCAAUCUAGCCAGAAGAAUGGCAAUUCUAGCCCCAAGGUCAAGGCCAAACCCCAGCUCAACACAAAAGUCAGUCUCCCUUCUUCCCUUCGCAAGCGAGAACAGUUACUGAGUCUGAGAGCAGCAGCGCCUUUGGAGAGCGUAACCAUCGAUCGCUCCAAGUGGAAGGUGACGUGCGACAGCAUGAACCAGGGGGAUGAGUGUCAGAAUGCUAUCGAUGGGAAGGCGGAUACUAUUUGGCAUACGCAAUGGGAGGGGAGUGAGCCUGCGCCGCCUCAUAUGAUUACCGUGGAUAUGAAAAAGGUUUAUAAUGUGAAUGGAAUUUCUAUACUUCCGCGACAAGAUGGUUCGCCAAAUGGAUACAUUGCUCAACAUCAGGUUUUCCUGAGUAAAGACAACAAGAAUUGGGGUUCUCCAGUGGCAUAUGGAACGUGGUAUGCUGACUACACGACCAAAUAUGCCAACUUUGACACACAGCCUGCACGAUAUGUCAGACUCGUUGCCAUCACCGAGGCAAAUGGCAAUCCUUGGACGAGUAUCGCUGAACUCAAUGUCUUCCAAGGGAAUGACUACGUGUCUCCUCAGGCAUCGACACUAGGAGCUUGGGGACCGACUGUCAACUUCCCAGUCAUCCCUGUCGCCGGUACUGUUGACCCCAAGACUGGCAAAGUUCUCAUCUGGUCAUCUUGGGCUCGCGAUACCAUGGACGGAGGUCCCGGUGGGUUGACUCUCACUUCGACAUGGGAUCCAGCUACUGGUCUUGUGUCAGAGCGCGAAGUCACCGAGACUGACCACGACAUGUUUUGUCCUGGGAUUUCUCUCGACGGUAAUGGCCAGCUUGUAGUAACAGGCGGGAACAACGCCGAACGUACAAGUCUCUUUGAUCCCGUCAAACAAGACUGGAUCCCUGGUCCAGAUAUGAAAGUCGCUCGAGGAUACCAAUCUUCCGCAACGACGUCCACUGGCAAAGUCUUUACCAUUGGAGGAUCUUGGAGCGGUGGCGAGGCUUUCAAGAACGGCGAAGUGUAUGAUCCUAAGAAGAAGACGUGGACGCUGCUCAAAAAGGCCGACGUACAGAAGAUGCUCACUGCCGAUGCACAAGGGUUGUUUCGAUCUGAUAACCAUGCUUGGUUGUUCGGUUGGAAGAAGGGUACUGUGUUUCAAGCUGGGCCUAGUAGGGCGAUGAACUGGUACUACACUGACGAAAAAGACGGUAACGUCAAAACUGCUGGACAACGAAAGUCGGAUCGUGGUGUCGCUCCUGACGCGAUGUGUGGUAACGCCAUCAUGUUUGAUGCUGUCAAGGGCAAGAUUCUCACCAACGGUGGAACUCCCAACUACCAGGACUCUGAUGCGACAGCUGAUGCACACAUCAUCACCAUCAAUAACCCUGGUAACAAAGCUGCUGUUUCAUACGCGAGUGAAGGUCUCUUCCACGCCCGUGUCUUCCACAGUUCGGUUGUUCUUCCCAACGGAAACGUCUUCAUCACAGGUGGUCAACAGUAUGCGAUUCCCUUUGCAGACACGACACCUGUUCUGGAACCAGAGAUGUAUCUUCCCGAUGAAGAUCGUUUUAUUCUGAUGAAGCCCAACAACAUCGUGAGGACGUACCAUAGCAUUGCGCUUCUCCUCCCCGACGGCCGAGUCUUUAAUGGUGGAGGCGGUCUCUGCGGUGGCUGCGACACGAACCACUUCGACGCUCAAUUGUACACUCCCCCGUAUCUGUACGACUCCAAGGGCAAGUUAGCAGCGAGACCAAAGAUAGCAUCCGUGUCGGUUUCCACAGUCAAGGUUGGCGGAACGGUGACUGUCCAGACCAGCGGAGCUGUAGCGCAGGCUUCCCUCAUCCGAUAUGGAACGGCAACGCAUACUGUUAAUAGUGAUCAACGUCGUAUCCCUCUAACUCUGAGUGAUGCUGGGAAGAAUACGUAUUCUUUCCAGGUACCGAGUGAUCCUGGUGUUGCGUUGCCUGGGUAUUGGAUGUUGUUUGUCAUAGACAAGAAUGGGGUACCGAGUGUUGCUUCGACUAUCAAGGUGACAGGUUAG
Messenger RNA from Fusarium poae, 3171 nucleotides. RefSeq lists its product as uncharacterized. NCBI's taxonomy places the organism in Eukaryota, Fungi, Ascomycota, Sordariomycetes, Hypocreales, Nectriaceae. The record is from RefSeq and is a predicted model, not a curated record. Gene Ontology annotation, molecular function: protein binding. The transcript has a single exon. The coding region runs from base 1 to 3171 and encodes 1056 amino acids.